UCUGCCCUCUACGUGCGCCGAGCCUCUACCUCUGCGCACAACGGUAAACAAAAACAAGCAGAAACAUCCAAAUAAACCACGUGUGUAGAAUAGAGAAAGAGUGUAUUUGCGAUCGCAUGUCUGUUCCCAUACGUUGAAUGUGAAGAUCGUCCAAAUCCAAACCGAUUUUUAUUUUUAUUUUUUAUAGAGGUGUAGGCAGGUGUGAUUAUGAUGAGACUGUAAACAACACAUUUACAGAUAACGGUAUUCAUCAUUCUCAUAUUCGGAGUGUUUUGUUUUUUCCGAGAAGCUCACAUGUCUCCGAUAAAUAGAAAAUAGUAGCUUUUCAGAAAUAUAUAUUUUUUCGAAAUUAUUCGUGUGUGUAUCAAUUCUUUUCCGAGGAUAAGUACCUGGAAGAAGGUAAACUUCAGUUAUGGCGGAAGCCCAUUCUGCGGUAGCAUUUUCUUUCCAAAUCACCCAUGAAGGUUGGGAUGUGAAUUUGGAUAGAGAGGUGUUACACUUAGUAUGGCAGUCAGGAAUAAGGUCCUGGAAAAAGAAGGUCGCUAGGUUUGGGAAUAGUAUCCACAAUGGAGUCUAUCCAGGACAUUAUAGAUACUUAUGUUUACUCAUAGGUAUAGCAACAGCUGUACAUUUUAACGGGUAUAACGUGCCUUUGAAUUUAACCAACAGACUAUUACAUCUACUACCUGGAUCUUCGUUACUAUGGCAAAUGGCAGCAUGUAUACUGACUUCCCUUUUCUACUGGCUAACGGCAAUAUACAUGCUUAGAUACAUUCUAAAGUUGCUGUUAAUGUACAAAGGAUGGAUGUAUGAAUCAAGAGCCAGAGGUAGUCAGGUAUCUCUAAAAACGAAAAUAUGGUUCAGCCUUCUGAAAAUUUUUAGUGGUUGGAACACUCCUAAGUUGUACAGUUAUCAGGGCUCGUUGCCACGCUUGCCGCUACCGUCUCUACAAGACACUAUGGAAAGGUAUCUAAGAAGUGUGAAGCCGCUUCUACCGGAGGAAAAGUAUCAGCGUAUGGAAAAACUAGCUGAGGAGUUCCAGAAUGGAAUUGGUAAAAAGCUUCAGUGGUAUUUGGUGCUGAAAUCCUGGUGGGCGACAAACUACGUUUCUGAUUGGUGGGAGGAAUACGUUUAUCUACGUGGUAGAUCGGCACUUAUGAUUAAUUCGAAUUUCUAUGGGAUUGAUGCACUCUUCAUGCACCAUACCAAGAAUCAAGCAGCGAGAGCAGCUUCUUCCAUAUACUCCGUUCUAGUCUUCCGUAGAUUGAUAGAACGCCAGGAGCUCGAGCCAAUUAGAAUACAAGGCGUAGUUCCUUUAUGUUCUUGGCAAUAUGAACGCACGUUCAACACGACUAGAAUCCCUGGCAUAGAAACUGAUAAAAUUUGUCACUGGUCUGACUCAAACCAUAUCAUUGUGUACCAUAAAGGAAGAUAUUUCAAAGUAAUUAUUUAUAAGGGACGGAUACUCAAGCCUUGUGAACUUCAAGUGUAAGGAUAAGUAUUAUAUUUUGUGUGACAUUUUUCCAAAGACUAUUUGUUGUUUUAUGUGCUAAGUAGUACUCAGAGUUAACAUCACACAAAAAAUCGCGUAAGGUAGGUUAUCUCUGCACUUCCCACGGAACAUGUACAGCAGAGGAAUUAAACGGUUCAAGUAGGCCUAUAGACAUUCGUCCCCUGCCCUACCGGUAGUACCGUCCAUCUGACAACGUCGCCUAUCUCUCACACCUGAUCGCACCAUGCGGCAGUAAUGGCAGGACACUCAUAGACACCGACUCGUACGCCGGUGAACCCAGAAAGCUGAAGCAGGGACGUGUAUCGAAAACGGUUUUCUAUUAUUCUAAGGGCAAAUAUACGAGGAAAUCUAUGAUGUGUGAAAUAUGUCCAAUAGGUGCAUAGAAUUACCGGGGUUGGGAGCGUAUAAAUACUACUAAUAUCAGAAAAUUGCGAUAUUCCCUCCCUCACCACUUACAGCCCUCAAUAUUUAACCCCUAUAAUUUUUUUUCUGAAAUUGAUCCGGAGUUUCUGAAACGUUAAAAAACGAAAACUGAGCGAUUUAUAUUUUUUUCGUGUUUCUGCUCCUAGCUCUGCCGCCGCUGGACCGAUUUAAAAAAAACUACAAAGCUUUGUGUCCUUGGCAUAGUAGUAACCUUGUUUGAAAAUUUCAUCAAAACUGGAGCGGUUUUUCGCAACUUCUAGUCGGGCCAAUGUUUAACGGACAGAUACACAGCCCGUCAAACAGACCAAUGGAAAUGAGUGAUAUGAUUUUUCGUGAUUUACAUGUCAUAUAUCAUCCAAAGAACAUAUCUCAUUUUCAAAAAAUUUCCCGUUAACAAUACUUCGUUCAUGCAUCAGAAUAGUUGCCUUUUUCCAAAAAUCCUAUUCAGAUUGCGAUGGUGUGUCGUAAAUGUAGGAUUUAUUUAGCGCAAUGCGGAUCUGUAGAUACAUAUCUUCAUGUAGAAGGCGAUAUGAUCAUUGAUGAGAUAAUG
Messenger RNA from Acanthoscelides obtectus, 2486 nucleotides. Lineage: Eukaryota; Metazoa; Arthropoda; Insecta; Coleoptera; Chrysomelidae. The record is from the annotation of a GenBank genome assembly.